This is a messenger RNA of Impatiens glandulifera, 1073 nucleotides long. RefSeq lists its product as uncharacterized. The transcript is spliced from 4 exons. The record is from RefSeq and is a predicted model, not a curated record. Bases 9 to 920 code for a protein of 303 amino acids. Lineage: Eukaryota; Viridiplantae; Streptophyta; Magnoliopsida; Ericales; Balsaminaceae. Gene Ontology annotation, biological process: male meiotic nuclear division; female meiotic nuclear division.
AAAAGAAGAUGGGUGAUCUUCACUCCAUUCCUUACACUAACACUUUUGCUUCAUCUUCUUCCCUAGAUUCUGUUUGGGAUUUUCAAAUGAACAACAUUGGAAUUUCAAACAACAAUUCAUAUAUGGAAAACACACCACCACCAUCUUUGACCUCAAAUUUCGAAGAUGAUGGUCAUGAUCAAUUUUCAACUGGCUAUCUUCAAGAUGCUCUCAGUUUCGAAUUAGAUCGAUCGAAACGGAGGCGACUACUUCUCUUUGCCGGAGAUCAAACUUUCAGUUCUCAGAUCUGCAUGAACUCAAUUCCGGGUUAUUGGGACUCAAGUGACAGCAGUACUACUGAGAACUCCGGUGAAGAUUUGUGUUGUCUGGCUCAGAUCACAAGCCAAACUAGUAUUAAUUCAGGUAGUGGUGUGGGCUUUGAUGAUGAUAUUGGGGUCGCAUUUCAAGAGUUAUCCUCCAAGCCUGAUUCUUUCCAAAAUAACUUAUUACUCGGGUGUUUUAGUGACACAAACAAUUCUAAGAAGACAACCGCAUUAUCCAAUUCCUCUUCACUACAAGGUCCACCUACUUUAACAUCUUCUCAUAAUCUUUCUCUCGAUUUAGGAGAAGUAAAAUUUGAUGAACGGGCGGAAAAGUUACUAGGGAAGAGAUCGCCGAAAAAGAUAACAAGGGUGGUUUACCCUUUUGCAAUGGUAAAGCCACCGGGUGGAGGUGCCGAAGGAGCCUUCACCUUGAACGAUAUUAACGAGAGGAUCCUAAUGCCCCCAACCAGGCCACUCCGCCACCCGGUGGGAGACUAUGCUUGUCGCCCUAUUCUAUCUCCUCAAGGUCCCGGUUUGUCUGGAAAAGCUGUGGUGGCCUUCACUAGAAUUCACACACAAGGGAGGGGAACAAUCACUAUUAUUAGAACAAAGGGCUAGCUAUGUUAAUUUAAGAGGUAUAUAUACAUGUUUGUUGAAGUUGAUGAUUAAAGGAGAUGGAUUAAUCUUGUGUGUUCUCUUUAAUUGUAUAGACUAUAUAUAGAAAAAUUCAAAUAUCUAUUUUGAAUAUGGUUUAUACAAUGUUUUUCCUUU